GUUUGUACACUUACAAAAGACCUAGGAUUUACUACGCCGGUAAAGCUUCUGACUCAAUAGACAGUGACGUUGUAUCUUCUGCUUUUCAGCCUUCUCCUCCCUGUACAUAGUUUUCAAAGCUUUCAGGCUGCGCCUUCACGCAUCCAUUAGUUCAGGGCAGCAUUCUUUGGGCUCCACGCCGUUGGCCUUUCCUGGUUGAAAGGGCAGGUUGCUCAGCCUAUACAUUUUUCCUCCAAGUCGCCAGUAAAGACAAGCAGAUUCACCUGUGUACAUAGACUUCACCCGUCUAGCAAUGGAAAACGGCGCUGAGCCGCCAAGGGGGUUGGCCGGAUCUUCAGAGCGACAUCACCACAAGCAUAAGCACAAAAAGGACAAACACAAACAUAAGGAGAAGGAGAAGCGCCGCGAGGAACGCAACAAGGAGGUUGGUUCGGACGUAGAAAGCGGGGAAAUCCUCGGCGACGGUGCGGAAAUUCCGCGCGACGGGCCGGGGCCUCACCGCGCAAGCACACAGCAACAGCAGCCUACAGAUGACAGGCGUACUGACCCAUCUGUAGCCCACAGGGCUGCCGGCGUGUCGCCAGCGGGGGACGACUAUGGGUCACCUGCGCGCAAGGGUCGCGCAGACCCGCCGGCGACCAGCAGCAGCCCUGCAGAGCCUGCAGUUGAGCGAGACCAAGUAGCCCCACGCAAACGUGAGCGUGUGGAGGCCGAUGACUCCCAGCAGAAGGAAGCCACUGCUGCAGACAGCAAGGCUGGGUCUCGGGCUCGCAAGGAGGCGCGGAGGGAUGAAGAAGCGGACGAGGGGCGCGAGGAGGGCCGCGGCCGCCACCGAUCCAGCCAGGACGGCUCAGAGCGGCCGCGCGAGCGGGACUACAACCGUCCCCGCGACCGGGAGCGAGAGCGGGAGCGGCGGCAGGACGAGGACCCACGUGAGCUGGAGCGGCCACGAGAGCGGGAACGUGCUGAGCGUGUCAGGGAAGCGCCAUCCGCAGCAGACAGGGAGGAGCGCAGGGACCGGGACCGCAGGGAUCGGGAUCGGGACAGGGACCGGGUGCGCGACCGUGAGCGGGAACGCGAGCGGGAGCGGGAGCGUUCCGGCUGGCGGGAGGGUGCGGAGGUUAUCGAGCGGAGGACUAGCAGAGAGCGGUCGAGGUCCCCGCGUGGGCGUUCUGAGGGGGGACGCCGCGACGAGGCACCAAGGCGGCGGAGUCGCAGUCGAAGCCGGGGCCGAGCAGGCGACCGACGGGAGCGAGAGCGGGAAGACCGGGGCCGGGGGGGCGACCGUCGAGACCACGACAGGGAGCGUGAUCGUGAUAGGGAACGAGACAGGGACCGGGAACGUGGGCGGGGCGGCCGACAAGACAAGGAGCGGCGGUCUCCAGCGGCGGAGUCGCCAGAGCUGCACGAGGCCGCUGCACUGGCGCUGGAGGAGGAUGAGGACGAGGAGACGCGCAUCGCUCGGGAGCGGGAGGAGCGCCGCCGCCGCCAGCAGGCCAUCAUGCAGCGGCACGCGCAGCAGCAAGCUGUCACAGACACGGUAGUGGCCCCUACCGCCACCGCCAUGGCAGCCAGCGCGCCAGCCUCCGCCGCCCUCACACCCAGCCGGGGUCCGCCGCGCUCACCCGCACCCGCAGCCGCCGAGGCGGCCGGGGGUCUGCGCCACGUGGCCAGCGCCUCCGUCCUCGCCCGAAGUGCACCGGGCAGUCCAGGCCGGCCGGCCGGUGCGGACGGCGGCGACGGGGACCGCACCCCUGAGGGCGACCGUAUCAGCACUAGUGAGGCGAGCGACUUUAACGCGGAUGGACCCGUGAUGGACAUUUUUGGACCCGACCAGGCGGCGGCGGAUGACGCAGACAGCGGCGCUGUGGCGGCUGCAGUGGCCGCUGCGGCAGAGGAUGCUGAGCGCGAGCGGCAGCGGCAGGCUGCUGCGCUGCUGCAGCGGCAGCCGGCGCAGGAGCCGGGCGCUAGCACCGCGCUGGUGCGGCUGGCAGCGCACAACGCCUCGCAGGAGCAGCACCCGGAGCUGACAACCGGGCCGCAGUCAGCAGCAGCGGUAGGGCGCCGUGCGUCGUUGGCGGCUGCUGCAGCGCCUGCCGGCGCCGCUGCAGCGGCCCCUGCUGUUCCUCCUGCCGCAAACGACGAUGACGAUGAUGACAUGUUUGCUGAGAAGGACGAUGACGACAUGUUUGCAGUGGAUGACUCGGAUGCGCCCGGGCAGCCGGGUGCGGCCCGGGCGGCGCCUGCGGGCGGUGCGGCGCAGUUGCAUGACUCGUACGAUGACCCGGAGGGCUACUACAACUUCCAGAUCGGCGAGGUGCUGGACGGGCGCUACGAGGUGACCGAGUACAAGGGCAAGGGCGUGUUCAGCAACGUCAUGCGCGCCCGGGACCUGGGUGUGGGCCGAGGCGGGGCAGCAGCAGCUGCCGCUGCUGCCGGCGGCCCCGAGGUGGCCAUCAAGGUCAUUCGCGCCAACGACACCAUGUACAAGGCUGCGCAGACGGAGCAGGCCAUCCUCCGCAAGCUGGGCGCCACCGACCCAGACAACCGCAAGCACUGCAUCCGCCUGCUGCGGGCCUUUGAGUUCCGGCGCCACAUGUGCCUGGUGUUCGAGCCCAUGGACAUGAACCUGCGCGACCUGACCAAGAAGUACGGCCGCAACAAGGGACUCAACGUGACGGCGGUGGGCAUGUACACCGCGCAGCUGCUGGUGGCGCUGCGGCACCUGCGCAAGAACGGAGUGCUGCAUGCGGACAUCAAGCCUGACAACAUCCUGGUCAACGCGAGGAGGACCAAGGUGAAGCUGUGCGACUUUGGCAGUGCCAUGCUGGCGGGCGACAACGAGGUGACCCCCUACCUGGUGUCACGGUUCUACCGGGCGCCGGAGGUCAUCCUGGGCAUGAAGUACGAUUACGCGAUGGACAUGUGGAGUGUGGGCUGUGUGGUGUACGAGCUGUUCACCGGCAACAUCCUGUUCCCCGGCCGCACCAACAACGAGAUGGUGAAGCUCAUGAUGGACGUCAAGGGGCCCUUCACCAAGAAGAUGCUGCGCCGCUGCGCCUUUGCGGACAAGCACUUUGACCUGGACGAGCCCAGCGCGCCCUUCAUCUACAUGGAGGAGGAUGCGGUCACUAAGAAGCCGGUGCGCCGCAUGAUCAACGUGCAGACCGCCAAGCAGAACUUCUCACAGCUGCUGGGACCCGCCCUGCGCAGCGCCAAGCCCGAGGACAAGGCCCAGAUCCAGCUGCUGACUGACCUGCUCGAGAAGAUGAUGAUGCUGGAACCCGACAAGCGCAUCGACACCGACACCGCCAUGCGCCACCCCUUUGUGCGCGCCUUCCUGCCCAAGAAGCACGAGCACGGACACCACCGGCAGGGCGGACGUGAG
Molecule: messenger RNA, 3388 nt
Organism: Astrephomene gubernaculifera
Lineage: Eukaryota; Viridiplantae; Chlorophyta; Chlorophyceae; Chlamydomonadales; Astrephomenaceae
Source: the annotation of a GenBank genome assembly